This is a messenger RNA of Styela clava, 1639 nucleotides long. Its product is annotated as nephrin-like. Lineage: Eukaryota; Metazoa; Chordata; Ascidiacea; Stolidobranchia; Styelidae. The record is from RefSeq and is a predicted model, not a curated record.
AUAUCCAGGUUCGGAAAUUUUGUGCAGUCUUUCUGACCCUGGAAAUUGUAAUUGUGUGAAAGUUUCGUCGAAUCCGAUAGAUACAAGCGCGGUUUUUGAAAACUCUGUGAAUCUGAUCUGUAGAGUCGAGGGGGUGAUUGGUGAAGAAGUGCAAUGGACAAAGGGAGGAUUUGCUCUUGGCACAGUUUCAACUAUUCCCGGAUACCCAAGAUAUUCAAUGGAUGCCAACACUGGAAACAGUCUAUCUGGAAACUAUGAUCUCACAAUAACAAACGUACAGCUGGAAGAUGAAGAUGUUUAUCAAUGUCAAGUUACUAAUUGUAAUGUUCAAUCUUCUAAUGCCAUGCUCGUUGUAUUGGUUCCACCUCAUGGCCCUAUUGUAAUUGACGAAGCACCUGAUGGAGAAUAUAGGGUCAUCGUUGAAGAGACUAUCUUGAUCAGAUGCGAAGCAUGGAAUGCUAAGCCAGCAGCUGAUGUAUCAUGGUUUAAAGGUAACGAUCAAAUCAUCGUUGGCGUUGAAAAACAAAUAUAUCCACCGAAAUCAUCUUUAUAUAACAGCAGUGCAACUUUAUCACUGACUCCAAAUCUGGCAGAUGAUAGAGAAGUUUAUACCUGUAUUAUGAAUAACGACGCAUUGAUAGCUGAAGAUCCUGCUGUUAUACCGGCACAGAAGAAAGAUAUAACUUUGGUUGUAUUAGUACCACCGAUUGGACCAACUAUUGAAGAUUACGAUCCCUCGAUAGGAACAAUAACGGUUGCAGAAGGAGAACCAAUUACCAUAACAUGUAGAGCGGAAAACGGAAAACCUACUCCCAACAUAACAUGGUAUCGAGGUGGCAUCGCUCUGACCACGAACGUCGAUGUUGAAACCAGCCCGUCCGACUCGUACGGAAGACGUAACGUUACAGCCUAUAUGCGGAUGGUAGGAAACAUUACCAAUGACAACAUACGAUUUACGUGUGCUGUGUGGAACGAAGCUCUAGCGGUAUCAAGCACGUCUUCAUUUAUUUUGGAGGUUACAACUCCUUUGGGCACAGGUGCUAUCAUUGGAAUUAUAGUUGCUAUUGCUGUAAUAAUUCUGCUGUUGUUACUGCUUGUAUACAUUCUUUGCAAGAAAAGAAAAACAAAGAAGAAUGUCACAGAUGAAAAUACGGUGGUACCACAAUUGGAAAUUUCACCACCAACUGAUACAGAAAGCACUUCAUCAACUAGCGAAGAGACUAGUUCUCAACUUUCAAUGAAAAAAGAAAUCAGUCUGGAUUUAGUUGAGCCUGUGUCAGAAGAUUCGCUACAUGGUGCAAUCAAUAUAGCAUACGAUGACAUUGGAACGGCACAUUCAGGAAGCACUAGCCUUCCUCCCUUCUCAGAAUCCUCGGAAUCUUCGUGUACAACGUCAAUGGAUGAGGAAGACAUCGAGGAACCUGAACUACCAGGAGGAGACAUAUUUUCUAUAUCGUCAUCCUUACAACGAUCAGAGCGUGGUUCUCCUGUCGAUCUGUUGGAUGAAUUAGAGAUUCUAAGCGUAUCAACUCCGCGAGGAGACAGUUGGGCCAGACCAUCAGAAAACAGCCCAUUUUCAAAAUAUCUGAUGCAAAGCCAAUCAGAAGGAAUGAUAACUAUUGUAUAGUUUCACGUGUCA